UAAAUUUACAAAACUUUGUCAUCUUAGCCACAAUAUUGUUCCUGAGAGCUUAUAUUAUAAUUAAGCAUGGGGGAUUUAAAGGCUCUAGUUGUUCUGGUUGCCUUACUUUCCUUUUCUAGUGUUUUUAUGGUAACCCAAGCUCGAGACAUCAUUAAGGGUGAGAAGGUGAAGACUCAGGGUUUGGGGUUGGACUUGGGUAAUAUAGGCAUAGGCAUUGGCACUGGCAUAGGCAUAGGCCUAGGCGGGUCCGGGUCAGGUUCCGGAUCGGGCUCGGGAGCAGGCGGUUCAAGCUCUAGCUCUAGCUCGAGUUCAAGCUCUAGUAGCUCAAGUCACGGUGGUGGUGGUGGUGGUGGUGAGAGUAGUGCUGGAUCAGAAGCAGGGUCUUAUGCAGGGUCAAGAGCUGGCGGCGGCUCAAACGGUGGUGGAGGCGGAUAUGGUGGCGGCCAUGGAGGAGGUUAUGGCAGCGGCGGCGGCAGCGGCUACUAGCAAGAUGCUUCCAUCUUGCUAACAUAGCAUACCGUCUCGGUCUGAGUUAAAUAAUAGAGCACGGUUCUUUGAACAUCAAGACUCGGUGUCAUAAUACAACACUGAGGCUUUUGGGUGUCAUAUUAUAGCACUCGAAUUGAAUGCCAAAAGAAUCGUGUGAUAAGUAAUGAGUAUAAUCACGUAAAUUAGUACGAGUUUGUAUGUAUUGUGAUUUGUGAAGUUAUGAAUGAAAUAAAUAUCCUGAGUGAGUACUACUGAGUAUAUAAUAAGAAGAGUUCUACUAA
Cuscuta campestris is the source of this 770-nucleotide messenger RNA. NCBI's taxonomy places the organism in Eukaryota, Viridiplantae, Streptophyta, Magnoliopsida, Solanales, Convolvulaceae. The record is from the annotation of a GenBank genome assembly.